AUGCCCGACAACUUUGGGGACGAAGGCCUCAGCACCGGCGCCAAGGCGGGUAUCGGUAUUGGCGUGUCGCUUGGCGUCAUCGCGCUGGGGGCGGCAGCGUAUUUUCACCGACGGCAAGCCAGGAAAGCGAACUUUUGGUCUGCUGAGAGCAUUGUGACCAGUCUCAGUCUGUCCGACUUGAUGGGCUCAAGAGGGGUAUUUCUCCCUUCUCCUGAAUAG
This is a messenger RNA of Colletotrichum truncatum, 219 nucleotides long. Lineage: Eukaryota; Fungi; Ascomycota; Sordariomycetes; Glomerellales; Glomerellaceae. The record is from RefSeq and is a predicted model, not a curated record.